AUGCAGCUUAGGACGUGGGAUGCUCAGUCGCCUUUGCCUUCCACGAAAGACCUAGAGAAGAGGGCGAAAGCUGCAAAGAAGAAAUCGGAGGGCCAAGCAGAUCGAUUUGCUAGGUUGAAUGAAAUUAUCGACAUGGCUGAAGGUCGGGAUAGGAUAUCGCUGGGGAGGAUCCAGAGGGAUCGGAGAGCGACGAAGAAGUAGAUUUGAUACUGGAGUGGUGACCCUGAUAGUCGGAAACAUGGUUACGGGAGGAAUACACAACAGACUUGUUUAUCG
Molecule: messenger RNA, 276 nt
Organism: Laccaria bicolor S238N-H82
Lineage: Eukaryota; Fungi; Basidiomycota; Agaricomycetes; Agaricales; Hydnangiaceae
Exons: 1
Coding region: 1-201 (66 amino acids)
Source: RefSeq, a predicted model, not a curated record